Messenger RNA from Amphimedon queenslandica, 4656 nucleotides. RefSeq lists its product as uncharacterized. The transcript is spliced from 5 exons. Lineage: Eukaryota; Metazoa; Porifera; Demospongiae; Haplosclerida; Niphatidae. Gene Ontology annotation, molecular function: protein binding. Bases 156 to 4595 code for a protein of 1479 amino acids. The record is from RefSeq and is a predicted model, not a curated record. Gene Ontology annotation, biological process: signal transduction.
UUACAGUAUCCAUUUCAGUGGUGCAAGCUAUUAACAGCAGCAGUAUUUCUAUUGAUGAACCUGAAGACACUUUAUCAGCUGCUGAUGGAACACAAGGAAAAAUAGAAAAAUGGCUGAAAGAAGGUGAAGUUGAGUUAGAAAUCACUCGUAUCAAUAUGUAUGGUGCACCUGGAGCUGGCAAAACGUGUUCAUUACACCUCCUACUUAAUGAGCCACCACCAGCUUCUACUGAUAGUACAUCAAUAGCUUGUCAUGUUGUUCGAGCAACAAGAAUAUCCGUUGAAGAUAAAAAUAAGUGGGAGAGGGUUGAAGAAAAAGAUUUAUAUGACCAGCUAGCAUUUCAUUUAAAGGACAAAACAAAACACCAGAAAAUGUCUACAGAAGAUGAUGAAGCACCAAUGUCUGAAGAUGGUAAUUCAUCUGAUAGUUCAGAUGAAUCAUCAAUGGAAGAAUCAAUCACAAUUGAAUUGCCCACAAAUGAAGCAGUCAAGAAUAAGCCAAAUGAAAAAAAACCAAUUCAAACGGAAGUAAUUCAAAAUAUUCAAAAAAUCAAAAAUUUUAAGAGAUUUAGUACAAAUUGGGUUUAUUUUAUUGAUUUCGGUUUUAUUGAUUUCGGUGGUCAACCAGCAUAUCGAGAGUUGCUACCUCUUUUUACAAGAGCAGCUGCACUGAAUAUCAUCACCAUCGAUCUUACCAAAGGUCUUGAUGAGAAGUGUGAGUUUCAAUAUCGUAUUAGUCAACGUACAUCUCCUAUUAAUACAAAGCUCGAGUAUUCUAAUCGUGAUAUAAUUCAAUCAAUAAUUAGCUCCGAGGCUAUAUUGAAUCAUGUUUCUCACAUGCCCAUGCACCCUCAUUAUCUUAUACUUGGUACACGUAAAGAGUCGGUAGAUGAGAAAAAGCUAAAAGAAAUGAAUGAAAGUCUGAGAGAAUAUAGAGCUACUGAUAAAAUCAUUAAGCAAAAUGAGGAUCAUGGCUCAGUUAUAUUUCCAGUUAAUACGUUGCUCCCUGCUGGGUCUAAGGAAAGGGAAGAAGCUAGUGUAGAGCUUUGUACUGCAAUUUCAAAUUGUGGAGUUGAAAUGACAAUAGUUUUGCCGAUUCGAUUGCUUACUUUUCAGAUUUCAUUGCAGAUGGAAGCUAAAAAGAAGAAACGAAGUUUCCUUACAAAAGAAGAAGCGAUUCAGAUUGGUAAGUCUCUCCAGCUUGAUGAAUCAGAUAUUGAUGUAGCUCUGCAAUAUCUACACAAUGUCACUAUCAUUCUUUAUUAUCCUGAUGUCCUACCGAAUAUCAUAUUUGUUGAUCCCAAACCAAUUCUAGAUGUCAUUUCACGUCUAAUAGCUAUCAGAUCUGUUGGUCACGCUGAAUUACGUUUAAUUGCUAAUCCACCUCCUUUACCAGCUGAAAGAAAUAGCCUCAUAAAAUUUGGCCUUUUAAAAAAAAAUUUUUUUAAACAGGUUGGUUUACAAUUUUUUGAUAAAAAUUUUAAAUCGUCUUACAUGGUCAAGCUUCUAAUGCACCUCCACAUCAUUGCUAAAGUAGAAAACAGAAAAGAAGGAAAAUAUUUUUUCCCAUGUGCAUUACCAUCUUACAAUAAGCUCAAUCCCGCCCCAACAGAAAUACAACCACUUCUCAUAGGAUGGAAGAUUAACAACAGGGGAACAACAACUCUAGCCAUCCCUCAAGGAUUAUUCCCUUUAACCAUUGUAUGCCUUUUAAAAAGAAAAGGUAUUGUAGAAUUUGCCCCUGAUCCAGAUCCAGACAAACCGGAAACAGAAUUCUACAGAUGCCAAGAUGCUAUGUCACUUCAUGUUUACAAUGAACACCUGGUACACAUCAUCAAUCAUUAUACACAUAUCGAAAUACGUUUUGGUGGUCGCAAGGAAUCUUGUCCACUAGUUUUUAAAUUAGUCACAGAAGCUAUCAAAAGAAGCAGCAAAGACAUCAAUGUUGCCUAUGAUCAUAUUUUUGCAUUUAAAUGCCCUCAAAAUGAACAUUGUUACUGCAUCGUUCAUGAUGAUAAAUCUUCUGUCAGUUGUACUCAAUGUCCAAAAUCUCCACCAGAUGUACUGCAAAGUGAUAAUGAUGACUAUAAAUGUUGGUUUAGUGAUUCUCAAUCAUUCAGUUCAAGAAAAAUAGAAGAAUGGCUGAAAGAAGGUGAAGUUGAGCUAAAAGUCACUCGUAUCAAUAUGCAUGGUCUACCUGGAGCUGGUAAAACGUGUUCAAAACACCUCCUACUUAAUGAGCCACCACCUGAGAAACUCACUGAUAGUACACCAAUAGCUUGUCGUGCUGUUCAAGCAACAAGAAUAUCCAUUGAUGAUGAAAAUUGGUGGGAGAGGGUUGAAAAAAAAGAUUUAUAUGACCAACUAGCAUUUCAUUUAGAGGAAAGAACAGAACACAAGAAAAUGUCUACAGAAGAUGAUGAAGCACCAAUGUCUGAAGAUGAUGUGUCUGAUAGUUCAGAUGAAUCUUUAAUGGAAGAAUCAAUGACAAUUGAAUUGCCCCCAAAUGAACCAGUCAAGAAUGAACAACCUGCAGUAGAGCCAAUCAAGUAUAAAUCUACCAAAAAUAUGCCAAAUGAAAUGGAAGUAAUUCAAAAUAUUCAAAAAACCAAAGAUGCUAAAAAAUUCAGCCCAAAUUGGGUUUAUUUUAUUGAUUCUGGUGGUCAACCAGCAUAUCGAGAGUUGUUACCUCUUUUUACAAGAGCAGCUGCACUGAAUAUCAUCACCAUUGACCUUACCAAACCUCUUGAUGACAAGUGCCAGUUUCACUUUCGUAUUGACCAACAUACAUUUCCUAUCAAGACAAAACUGGAGUAUUCUAAUCUCGAUAUAAUACACUCAACAAUUAGCUCCGAAGCUAUGUUGAAUCCUGUCAAAUUCCCAUAUGUUUCUGACAUGCCUAAGCACUCUCGUUAUCUUAUUCUUGGUACACGUAAAGAGUUGGUAACUGAAGCAAAGCUAAAAGAAAUGAAUAAAAGUCUGAUAAAAAAUAUUACCAAUAAGAAAAUUAUUCCUUGUAAUAAGCAUGAAGACUCAAUUAUAUUUCCAGUUAAUACAUUGCUUGAAGAUAAACAUAAAAGGAAGAAAGCUAGUAAAGAUCUUUGUUCUACGAUUUUAAAUUUUGGAGUUGCCAUGACAAUUAAGUUACCAAUUCGAUUGCUUCUUUUUGAGAUUGCACUACAGAUAGAAGCUGAGAAGAAAAACCAAAGCUUCCUUACAAAAAAAGAGAUUCUUGAAAUUGGUAAGCCUCUCCAACUUGAUGAUGAAUCAGAUAUUGAUGAUGAAUCAGAUAUCAUUGAAGCUCUGCAAUAUUUACACAAUGUCACUAUCAUUCUUUAUUUUCACGAAGUCCUACCGAAUAUAAUAUUUGUUGAUCCUGAACCAAUUCUUGGUGUCCUUUCACGUCUGAUAGCUGUCACAUACGUUGACCAUUCUGAAUUACCAUUGAUUGCAAAUCCACCUCCUUCAGCAGAUGAAAGAGACAGUCUCAUUGAUUUUGGUCUUUUUAAAGAAGAUCUUUUUAAAAAAAUUGGUAAACAAAUUUUUAAUGAAGAUUUUAAACCAUCUCACAUGAUCACUCUUCUAAAACAUCUCCACAUUAUUGUCGAAGUUAAAAACAGAGAAGAAGGAGACUAUUUUUUUCCGUGUGCAUUACCAUCUUCACCUUAUGAUAAGCAGCAUAAGCUCAAUCCUCCUCCAACAGAAAUACAACCACUUCUCAUAGCAUGGGAGAUUAACAAUAGUGACACAACAACUCUAGCCAUCCCUCAAGGAUUAUUUCCUUUAACCAUCGUACACCUUUUAGAGAAGAAAGAUAGCAUAAAAUUCACUCCAGAUCCAGCAGACAACGAAUAUUACAGAUAUAAUGAUGCCAUGUCUCUCCGUGUUUACAUUGAAAAUGAAGACUGCACCAUUGAUAUCAUCAAUCGCUAUACACAUAUUGAAAUACAUUUAGAUGAGUCCAGCAAGGAAUUUUGUCCACAAAUUCGAGAGUUAGUUGCAGAUGCUAUCAAAAAAAGCAGUGACGAUCUGAAAGUUGAUAAAAACCAUAUCUUUGCAUUCAAAUGCCCCAGUGAAAAUAAACAAUGUUACUGCAUUGUUCAGCAGGAUGAAUCUUCUACUAAAUGUACUCAAUGUCGAUCACACUGUAAAGUACUACAACAUGAUGAUAACAGCUACAGGUGCUGGUUUAGUGAUUGUCAAUCAUCCAGUCCAGCUACUGGUGCUUUACCAGCACAACCUCAUCAAGACAGUACCACUGGUAAUCCUGAUAGUGAUGGAGCCGGACAACUAGGUAUCAACGAUCUCAAUAUGGUACGAAAAGUUUUAAUUAAAGCUCAGUUUGAUCCAACAAAGUGGGUUGACUUGGGGCUAGAGUUAGGUCUAUAUAAGCCAAGACUCAAUGUCAUUAAAGAUGAUGGAGGUGAUGCAAACGAGCACUUGAGGAAGACUAUAGAAGCAUGGCUAGAGGGUGCAGACAAUGUAGCUAGUAGAACAUGGCAGACUUUGAUAGACGCUGUGGAGGAAACGGGAUACCGUGCAGCUGCUGAGAGAAUACCUGAUAAACUGAAAUCUCUUUAUGGUAUUACUCUUUAAUAAUAGUAAUAAUAUUUUGAAUGCAUUCUGCAUUGUUUCUGCUUAGUGUGUUUUAAUAAUA